CGGAAGUUCUCGCGUCUUUUCCCGCCCGCUGCGGGCCUCUCUGGCCGGUGAUUUGUCCGGGCGCCUCCGUGCGCUCGGCCAACGGUCUCUGACAGCGCCCACCCGAGCGCCCCGGGAGCCGGCGGGCGGCGGUCCUCGCCAGGGACCUUCAGCGGGCCCAGGGGAGGUGAGUCAAAAAGGAUCUUGCUGUGAUUUAUGUCAUAGAGUGUUCUGCCUAUGUUUUCCUGGACAAAAGUGGCUCUAAAUCCAGCACAUGCAUAUUGAAGCAAGUUAAAGGAUUUAAUAUGAAGCACAGAAACAGAUAAUGCCAAAAAGCAAGCAGUAGUUGGUACACUUUUCUGGAAAAGCAGUUUCCGUGUUGUUAUGUACACCUCCAAAAAAAUUCAGAUCUUUAGGGGAAUUGUUGUGUAAAUAAACUGAACUACAGGGAGGCAGUACUUUAAUAGCUAUUAUAAACGUGUAUUUACUGUAUUAAAAAUGAGUAAACGAACAAGCAAUGACACAUCACUAGGAAGAGUGAGUGGGGCAGCAUUUCCUUCUCCCAGUGCUGCUGAGAUGGCGGAAAUUAGUCGAAUUCAAUAUGAAAUGGAAUACACCGAAGGUAUUAGUCAGCGAAUGAGGGUCCCGGAAAAAUUAAAGGUAGCACCACCAAAUGCUGACCUGGAACAAGGAUUCCAAGAAGGAGUUUCAAAUGCUAGUGUGAUUAUGCAGGUUCCAGAGAGAAUUGUUGUAGCAGGAAAUAAUGAAGACAUUCCAUUUUCAAGGCCAGCAGAUCUUGACCUUAUACAGUCAACUCCCUUCAAACCUCUGGCACUAAAAACACCACCUCGUGUACUUACACUAAGUGAAAGACCACUAGAUUUUCUGGAUUUAGAAAAACCUCCUCCAACCCCUCAAAGUGAAGAAAUCCGUGCAGUUGGCAGGCUAAAAAGAGAACGCUCUAUGAGUGAAAAUGCUGUUCGCCAAAAUGGACAGCUGGUCAGGACUGACUCCAUGUGGCACAGAUCAGAUUCUGCUCCAAGAAAUAAAAUUUCAAGGUUCCAGGCACCGAUUUCUGCACCGGAGUACACUGUGACACCAUCGCCACAACAGGUUCGGGUUUGUCCUCCCCGUAUGCUACCUGAAGAUGGAGCUAAUCCUUCCUCCGCUCGUGGCAUUUUGUCGCUUAUCCAGUCUUCCACUCGUAGGGCUUGCCAGCAGAUCCUGGAUGUGCUGGAUGAAAGCCGCAGUGUGAGAAGACAAAAUGAAAUACGUUGUGAAAGACCUGUGUUGCGUGGUGGGUCUGCUGCCGCCACCUCUAACCCUCAUCAUGACAACGCCAGGUAUGGCAUUUCACAUAUAGAUACAACGAUUGAAGGAACCUCAGAUGACAUGACUGUUGUAGAUGCAGCUUCAUUAAGACGACAGAUAAUCAAACUAAAUAGACGUCUACAACUUCUGGAAGAGGAGAACAAAGAACGUGCUAAAAGAGAAAUGGUCAUGUAUUCAAUUACUGUAGCAUUCUGGCUGCUUAAUAGCUGGCUCUGGUUUCGCCGCUAGAGGUAACCUCAACUCUCAAAAAUAUUGUCUCAACAGCUGGAAAUAUAAAGAAUUUGCAAACCUCUUUAUUUCUGUCUUUGCAUUGUAUGCCGUUUUACAGUCCCCACCCUGAAAAUGUAUUUCUCCCAGAAAGGAUGGGGGAAAGACUUAUAUUUGCAGAAGUAAAGGUAUGUCCUGUCACUCGACUGUAUUUAGUUUUAACCAGUUCUGCCAUAACACCUACUUAAAAUUCUCCCUUUGCAUGUUUUGUAAAUAGGACCUAGUUUGUUUGUUGUUUUGUUUUGUUUUGUUUUUGCCUCAUCAAUCUGCAUAGCUAAUUCUAUGAAUGGGAGAGAAAAAAGUGUACAGAAAAUGGAUUUAGAGAAGUGUCUGUAAAGGAAAAAUAAUACUUUAUAUUGUCCUGUUUCUCAAACACUGUUAGAUUAAACAGUUUAGUUAAUAGACAUUUUUGCAUCCACAUUUCAACAUUAACACUACUGAAGUCAUGGUCUGGUGUCAGAUUUAAUAAACUCAAGUCACCUCAUGUUUCAGGAUCACCUUCAAUAAAAUAAUUCCUAACAUUUUCAGCAGUUUAAGAUGAGGGCAAAAUGUGCAUUUUUAUUUUUAUUUUAGUUUUGCAGAUGGUUUUCUAUAAAGUACAUUUUUACUAAGUCCUUGUGUGAAUGAUUUAAAAAACUACAGAAUAAGGUACAAAUGUAGUGUAUUUAAUAAACUGUCAACCAAAGCUA
Molecule: messenger RNA, 2267 nt
Organism: Orcinus orca (killer whale)
Lineage: Eukaryota; Metazoa; Chordata; Mammalia; Artiodactyla; Delphinidae
Gene: MFF
Product: mitochondrial fission factor
Exons: 13
Coding region: 478-1539 (353 amino acids)
Biological process (GO): positive regulation of mitochondrial fission
Cellular component (GO): peroxisome; mitochondrial outer membrane
Source: RefSeq, a predicted model, not a curated record